UACAAAAAAAACUAUUAUAUACCUUUUUCACGUCUUCGUUAUGAUUUUAAAUUAUUGCUUCGCGGUUCUCGUGACGGAUUCACUCCACAAAUUUUUCAUGAAAAAUGUGAUAACCAAGGUCCAAAUUUAGUGGUACUUAAAAUUCGUGGUGAUAAUCAAGUUAUCGGAGACAUGCGUAGACAAUUUAAUGAAAAAGAUAAUUGUUCUGCUAAAAAACGAUGCUAUAAACAUACUAUUAUUAAUGCUACCAAAUUUGCUGUAGAUGAUUAUGAAGUUUUUCAG
Racocetra fulgida is the source of this 282-nucleotide messenger RNA. Lineage: Eukaryota; Fungi; Glomeromycota; Glomeromycetes; Diversisporales; Gigasporaceae. The record is from the annotation of a GenBank genome assembly.